Messenger RNA from Erigeron canadensis, 815 nucleotides. RefSeq lists its product as uncharacterized. The record is from RefSeq and is a predicted model, not a curated record. Gene Ontology annotation, cellular component: ribonuclease H2 complex. Lineage: Eukaryota; Viridiplantae; Streptophyta; Magnoliopsida; Asterales; Asteraceae. Gene Ontology annotation, biological process: RNA catabolic process. The coding region runs from base 93 to 584 and encodes 163 amino acids. The transcript is spliced from 4 exons.
AAGGCGCGACGGAGGUGAUUUUAGUGGAAAGGCCGCCAAAUUGUAUUCUAUUCUAUUAUUAAAAAAAAAAAAGAGAGAGAGAGAAAAAGGAAAUGGAGGGUGGUGGAGGAAAGGAAAGCGAUGAUCAACUGAUCCACCUACUACUGGGGACAACCGGGGAUGAGAGAAAAGAGGAGGAGAUACAUCAGGUGCCUUGCUGCAUCAAGUAUAAUGGACCUUCCCCUGUUUCUCAUUACUUUAAACCUAAAUCCAUUGGUAUCGAGGUGGAUGGGUUAGAUGUAAUGGAGGCUUAUUUCAGAGGAAGGAAAUUACAAGGCACUACCAUGUCCCUACAUAACGGUUAUUCCGGAUUUGUCAUAGGAAAGAACACGUCUGCAAAGAGAAAAACUUGUGAUACUAAUGCUUGGAAGAUGAAAGCAAAGUUUCAAAAUAUUACAUUAUGGAAUCAUGAUGAUCUUCCAUCAAAAGAAGAUCCUUUCUUGCGUGCGUUUCAUUGGUUUGAUGUUGCCAAAGCAUUGCAUAAACCAGUGACUGCUGAAGAUAUAGAGUCUGCAGUCAACCCUGGAGCCACUACAACAGGCUGAUCAGCUGAUAGAUUUCUUUCUUUUGCCCAGAAAAUAUGUACUAUUCUAAGUUGAAUUUUCUAUUUAGUUAAAACAUUGUGCCAAGUUAUUUGCACACGCCACUUCCCAUUAUCCUAUGCACACACAAGUAUGCGUUACAUACACCUGUACAGAACUGAUCCAACAAGUACCGAAAAGGAACCACACAUUUGAAAAUAUUGGAACGUCGAAUAAAAAACUUAAAAAGGGCAA